GCUCCCGCAAACAGAAACGCAGAAGAAGACGGCCCGCACAAGAAGAUGGUUAUGAAACCAGCUAACGCUAGCUGUUGAUGCUGCACUACACCUUUGGUGCUUAUUCUUGUGUUGUGUAGCGUGUUAGUGAGACUCGUUGUUCUUGGUGUUGCUGUGACUUAAAAAGGAGACGUUCUAUCCGCCCAGCGUGAAGAAAUGAGCUCUGUCAGAGAAGAAGGUAAAGACAGAAUUAUCUUUGUCACCAAAGAGGAUCAUGAAUCACCCAGCAGUGCAGAGCUUGUUGAGGAAGAUCCUAAUGAUCCAUAUGAGGAACGAGGUCUGAUUCUUCCCAGUGGAGAGAUAAACUGGAACUGCCCAUGUCUGGGCGGGAUGGCCAGUGGUCCCUGUGGGACUGAAUUUAAGGAUGCCUUCUCCUGCUUCCACUACAGUAAGGAGGACGUAAAGGGUUCUGACUGCCUGGAGAAUUUCAGGGCCAUGCAGGAGUGUAUGCAGCGUUACCCGGAGCUCUAUCCGCAAGAAGAUGAGAAGGAACAAGAACAAGAACAAUCCUCAGAAACCAAGCCAACCUCACAAGACUCUGCAUCUACAGAAACAUCAGGUGCAAACUCAUCUGACAGCAAGGAAGACUCUGAUACAACACAACCCAACACAGAAGCCUCAGGGGAAAGUUAAUGAUGAGCCUUGAUGGCAAAGGGAGCCAAAAUGCUUUAAAGGCACUAAAUUCCAAAUUCGUAGCGUGAAGGCGAAUCGGGGAUGGCCUCCACAAUCGUUCCUGUGGCGGUCGAAUGGCACAUUGUCAGCUGUGUUCGCGCAGAGCGGCGUCGAUUAGCAAGCCGGGUGAUAAACAAGGAGAAGCUUUGAUUACAACAUGCACAGUGACUUAUUGUCUGCUCAGGUCAGCAAUACUAUAAUAUCUUUACAUGGCAAGUAGUUGCUUGCUGUUGAAAUAAUGUUGUAAAUUUGGAAUUUAGCGCCCUUUUAAAGUCCAACUGCGAUCUGUUAGUCAUCACUUUAUGCAGUCUACAGAUUAUACCAACCUCUUUCUCACCUUUUGCUGUUUAGUUUAUUCUCGUCGAAAGAAAGAAAAUGUUUCUGGAGAAAUAUUUGAAAGGGUCAUUUUGCUCGAACGUCAAAUUCGGCGACUGCGAGGAACGGAUCGGACCAAGCCCUUUUCCAAACCCAAAGUCCAGACUCACAGACUUUCAUGCUCUUUCCUGCAAAGUUUGUGAGAGUAAUAAUCGCUCACUUGCAGGUAUGUUUUGUUCCCGUAUUCACGCCGUACUCCAUAAGUCUCCGUUGAACACAAAAGCUAAACAAAGAGGAGGGCACAUGGCUGUUUAGUCAUAUCUAAGGAACUACUGAAGGUCCUUCCAAUCCAUAAAUGUCACAUAAACGCACACAAUGGUUAUUGUACAUCUGUUGGCGGCUUCAAGGUAAUGUGACAUGUUGCAUCAGAGGGCUUUCCCAUUUGUAAAUAAACCAUUUCAAGCCCUUGCAGCCUGUAAUGUGCAUCCAUUUCCCAGGUGAUCUUAGUUCAGUCCCUGAGGGUUUAUGAUAUCAAACUCAUUUCAGGUUCGGGUCAGAUACUGCCCACUUCGAUUCAACGCGGGCCAGACCAGUAAAAUCGACCGGGGGGCGGCGUGCAAAAAUAAUGUAUACGAAAAAAGACACGACCAGCCUCUCGUCUGUCAGAAGUGAACGUGUACAUUAGUCGCUGUAUUUAUUGCAGAUACUUUGAAAUUAAGUAAAACAUGCAAGUGAGCUAAACAAAAUUAAAGAAUCUAAUUCAUCAAAACCUAGUCGACUAUGCUUAUUAUACACUAAACACCUCAGUGUAAUUAUAUUUGUGUCAAGAUGGUUUUGUGUGUGUGUGUGUGUUGUGAUUAAUCCCGACUCUAAGAUCACAGUAAAAACAUCUUUUGUGCUCAUUCCCUCAUUUCCAUCCUCUCAGAUCUGCCAUUUUCUCAUAAAAAGGGAAUAUUUAUAAAGACUUUGGUAUAUUGCUGAAAUAAAAUGUCUUUAAAAACAAAUAAUUUCUAAAUUC
Pungitius pungitius (ninespine stickleback) is the source of this 2044-nucleotide messenger RNA. RefSeq names its product mitochondrial intermembrane space import and assembly protein 40. The record is from RefSeq and is a predicted model, not a curated record. Lineage: Eukaryota; Metazoa; Chordata; Actinopteri; Perciformes; Gasterosteidae. Gene Ontology annotation, cellular component: mitochondrial intermembrane space. The transcript is spliced from 3 exons. Gene Ontology annotation, biological process: protein import into mitochondrial intermembrane space. Gene Ontology annotation, molecular function: protein-disulfide reductase activity. The coding region runs from base 196 to 672 and encodes 158 amino acids.